Drosophila willistoni is the source of this 1485-nucleotide messenger RNA. RefSeq names its product V-type proton ATPase 21 kDa proteolipid subunit (gene VhaPPA1-1). Bases 105 to 743 code for a protein of 212 amino acids. Gene Ontology annotation, molecular function: proton-transporting ATPase activity, rotational mechanism. The transcript is spliced from 3 exons. The record is from RefSeq and is a predicted model, not a curated record. Lineage: Eukaryota; Metazoa; Arthropoda; Insecta; Diptera; Drosophilidae. Gene Ontology annotation, cellular component: proton-transporting V-type ATPase, V0 domain. Gene Ontology annotation, biological process: proton transmembrane transport.
UAGAGAAAAUCAUGUGAUUGUGGUCAUUUUUUUCUUACGCAGCAGUCACCUGUCGGGAGAAAAUCGUAAUUACGCCUGCAAUUUGAAGAAGGAACAGCAGCAAUAUGGCGGCCCAAAUACGCACAGUUGUGACGCAGACAUUUCUGUCGCUCUUCGUCGCCGUCUCCGUCAUCCUCAUCCUGUACUUUGUGAUGACUGGCAAGGGCGAGCGAGUGAGUGUCGGUUGGUUCUUGGCCUCCUCGAGUCCCUACAUGUGGGCCUGUCUGGGAAUUGGACUCUCCGUAGCACUGUCAGUGGUGGGCGCCGCCCUGGGCAUCCAUACAACUGGCACCAGCAUUGUGGGCGGCGGUGUUAAGGCUCCCCGCAUCAAGACCAAGAAUUUGAUCUCCGUCAUUUUCUGCGAAGCUGUGGCCAUUUACGGUUUGAUCACUGCCAUUGUAUUGUCCGGACAACUGGAACAGUUCCAAAUGGAGGUGGCCUUGAGCUCAACAGCCAUACAGAACACGAAUUGGUUCUCUGGCUAUUUGAUUUUCGGCGCUGGCCUUGCCGUCGGUCUGGUCAAUCUUUUCUGCGGUAUUGCUGUCGGCAUUGUUGGCUCCGGAGCUGCUCUCUCAGAUGCUGCCAACGCCGCGCUCUUUGUCAAGAUUUUGAUUGUGGAGAUUUUCGGCUCGGCCAUUGGUCUCUUCGGUCUGAUUGUAGGCAUUUAUAUGACAUCCAAGGCGAAGAUGGGCGACAAGGAUUAAGGCGACAUAAAAUUCAUCUCUGAUCCACUGUCGAUCCAUUAUCAUCUGUCCGCAUUGAGGAAAAAACAGCAUGAAAGUCAUCCAAAGUCAUUCCCCCCAUCCUUUACCUCUAAACAAAAAAAAAACAACAAAAACGAAAAAGAUAUAUAUCCAAAAAACACAAUAACAUCCGUGUUAUUUUUUUUGGUUUUUUGGAAAUUACAACAACUCGUUAUAUGCAGUUACAGUUUCUUUCGGCUUCAACAAACAUGGGACUUUAUGUUACUUAAGUUAAAUAGUUACAUUUGCAUACAUACAUGCAUAUAAAAUUAAGUUUUUUAAUUACUCUUCAAUGUUAAUCAAUUUUCACGCCCAGCCUGUUUAAUGCAAUUGUCAGCAUCAAUCAAGUUGUCAUUGAAUGUGCUUUGUGUGAAAAUUAAAAGAAAGUUAUAAUUAUUUUCCUUUCCCUUAAACUAAUUUAUGUAUGUAUGUAUGUCCGUACGUAUGUGUGUGUGCAAAAAGAUAAUGAAGUAUGAUUCCUAGUUAUAGAGUUUGUUAUGUUGUAUAUUUUAUGAAUUGUCAUUGUUUUUUAAGUUGCCUAGUUAUUGGCCAUUUUGUAUUUCGAAGUUAAAUGUAUUAUAUUUAAACAGCAACACAACAGAAUGAUGAAAAAUACUUGUACUAUAUUUGAGCCACAUAAUUAAUUAUUAUUACUAUUAUUAUUAUAGCAAGUAUUCCAUAUUAAACAAGAUAAUAAAUAAUA